Molecule: messenger RNA, 1451 nt
Organism: Impatiens glandulifera
Lineage: Eukaryota; Viridiplantae; Streptophyta; Magnoliopsida; Ericales; Balsaminaceae
Product: protein WHAT'S THIS FACTOR 9, mitochondrial
Exons: 1
Coding region: 159-1343 (394 amino acids)
Molecular function (GO): RNA binding
Source: RefSeq, a predicted model, not a curated record
UCUGAUAGUUCUUUCACGCGCCGCCCUGAACUUCUUCUUCUUUACAAUUUGUUGUUAGGGUUUUAACGAGGCUGAGCUCACUACUACUACUACAGGUAAAUUCAAAUUCAAAUUCAAUUCUAUCAAUUCAUUCAAUCGAGAUAUCUUUUGAUUUAAUUAUGGCUACAUUGGUGGAUAGAUCUCGAUUCUUUAAUUUCCUUCACAUUCUUCGUCCUUACAAUUACCAGCAAAAGCUUAAUCUCGUCAAUGUCAAACUAAAGUGGGUAAAAGACACUAUACUCGAUUCCGUCGUUUCCAAUGAAAAAGACCUUAUGGCUACUUCCACUUUGAUUUCCAUCCUAUCUUCCUAUCUCAAUAAACACGCCCCAAUCUAUCACUUAACUCGACACAGAGGACUUCUCGAUCUUCCUUACGAUCUCAAAGUCUCCUCCUUUAUCAGAAGAUACCCAUCCAUCUUCAACGAAUUUCAUCUCCCCGACUCUGCAGGUACCCCUGUUCCAUGGUUUCAACUUACCCAAUCCGCCAUUGAUCUCCACCAAGAAGAACUCAACAUUUUUCAACAAUCUAAAGAUGACAUCCUCCAUAGAUUAGUUAAGCUUCUUAUGCUUACAAAGGAAAGAACCCUUCCCUUACAAACAAUUAACCAACUUAGAUGGGAUAUAGGCUUACCAUAUGAUUAUAAAGAUUCAUUCAUUCCUCUCCAUCCACAACUUCUAUCGUUUAUUAAUCUACCCGAUGAUCGGGUUGGCCUGCGACUUCUGUUAUGGGAUGAUAAACUAGCAAUCUCGGAAUUUGAGAAAACAGAAGGGUUAUCUUUCCCUGUUAAGUUCACUAGGGGUUUUGGUUUGAAGAGGAAGUGUAUGGCGUGGUUAGAUGAAUGGCAGAGACUCGAUUAUACCUCGCCUUAUGUGGACAGUUCUCAUCUUGAUCCGAGGACAGAUAUAUCGGAGAAGAGGAAUGUGGGUGUUUUCCACGAGCUUCUUCAUCUUACAUUGAGUAAACAAACGCAACGGAAGAAUGUGAGUAAUCUACGGAAACCUUUGUCAUUGCCUUUUAAAUUUACGAAGGUGUUUGAGCGUCAUCCUGGUAUAUUUUAUAUAUCGCGAAAAGGUGGUACGCAGACGGUUGUACUUAGGGAAGGUUAUGAUUGUGGAGAGGCUGUUGAUAAACAUCCGAUGGUUGAUGUUAGGGAGAAGUAUGCGAGGUUGAUGCAGAAAGGGUUUCUUGAUAGAAGUAAGGGCUUAUACAAGAAAGGUGUUAGUUCGAAAACCCAAUUGAAUGAAGAAGAAGAAGAAGAAGAUCAAUCUAAAUUUAAUAGAGAAAUCGGAUUCUUAUCAAAUUGACCUAUUGUUUCAAGUGUUUAUCCUUGUCAAAUUUAGAAGAAUAUAUGUAUCCAUCCAUAUAUAAAUGUAUAAUUCAUUUAAUUAUAUAUCAAAAAUGUUUGUUAAACA